GACCUGACUCUCAUCCCAGAGACGCUUCAGCGAGGGGCACUGGGCAACGAGUGGGAGCAUGCCAGCACGUCCAGCAGCAAGGGGCAGACCGUGGCUGAGGCCAACACUACUUCAGUGAGGUACAAUCUGAAACUGGACAUGCCAGUGCCCUCACAGCUGGUGGCGGUCAGCCGCUUCUCGAACGACAUCGUGACGGAGACCCUCCGGUGGCUAAGCAAGCUGGCUUCAGCGACGGCGCUGUUCAAGCUGGUGGCGGUGCUCUUCCCCGUGAUUGAGCGCAAUAGCUACCGCUUCGCGUUGCACGUGCCGCUUUUGGGGCUAGGCGCCAUUCCAGAGCGAGCGCCGCUCCUCGCUAAAGGGGCCGACGCUGUUCCAUGA
Molecule: messenger RNA, 378 nt
Organism: Symbiodinium natans
Lineage: Eukaryota; Dinophyceae; Suessiales; Symbiodiniaceae
Source: the annotation of a GenBank genome assembly